Molecule: messenger RNA, 2307 nt
Organism: Bolinopsis microptera
Lineage: Eukaryota; Metazoa; Ctenophora; Tentaculata; Lobata; Bolinopsidae
Exons: 2
Coding region: 73-1077 (334 amino acids)
Cellular component (GO): lysosome
Molecular function (GO): cysteine-type endopeptidase activity
Source: RefSeq, a predicted model, not a curated record
AGAUUACUAUCCAAAGCAGGAAAACUGUGCAAAUAAUGUCUGCACGGAUUUUAAAAAUCUCAUUUCUACAAGAUGGCUUUUAGGUUUGGUUUGCUGUUUGUACUCGGAUUGAGUGCGCUUUUUGCGCUCUCUUCCCAAUAUGAUGUGGAGAAGAUGAGCCCGGUUGGUGACACCCACCCAAACAAGGAUAGCAGGAUUAGGUGCAAAAGUGCUCCUGCGUUCGCUCUGGCAGGAGCAUUGGAAGUGGCCUACAACAAAGCUACAGGUAAGAAAAAGGCCUUCUCAGUCCAGGAGGUAGUUGACUGCUUCCACAAGGGAUGCGAAAAGUCCCGUCUGGAGGAGAUCGUGGAUUGGCUGAUCGUAAACGACAGAUUGGCUCACAAGGACAAGUACACGGAGUACAAGGCUAAAGUAUUCACCUGCAGAGCUGGAACCUCACCGGACGGUCUGGUCGGCUUCAAGGUGACAGGACUGACAAAGAUAACACCAGAUGACUUUGAGGCGGAGAUCCAAAGUAGGGGAGUGGUAAUGGCCUGUGUGGACACAACCAGAGGAGGAUGUCCUAGUUACGAUGACAGUUACAGAGGUGGAGUUAUUGCUGGCAACUCCACUAGGUCCUACUAUCACUGUAUGGAAAAUGUGCUGAUUACUGGCUUUGAUGAUGACAGCUACACAGUCAGGACUAGCAGAGGUUCUUCCUUCGGCCAGGCUGGUUACGCAAAGAUCGCAAGGGGAAGUAACGCAUGUGGUAUCGAAGGGUCCAUGACAGUUCUAGACACAGAGUCAAGAAGAAGCAAAGCAGGGGUAAACGUUCGAACAAUGUGCCCUACUGCGUACCCUAAAUACUGCCAGAAGACCAGAACCUGCAAGAAGUCCACACAGCGAUGUUCUCCUGAAAUAAAGCAAUCUUCAAGCGCUUCACAAUACCGACCAAGUGGUGAUUCAGGAUCCAGACCCGGCCCUAAUUAUCGACCAAGCGGUGGAACCAGACCCGGCCCUGGAAUCGACCAAGCGGAGGCUCAUCCAGCUCAUACGGUGGCUACGACUUUGGAAAUGCCAGGAAUAAAAGGGAUGUAGACAGGUGUGCUGAUACACCAGGGUUCAACUGCCCAAGGAUGACUCCCCACUGCAAGAUCCAAAAGAUAAGAGAAAAGUGUGGUGGAACUUGUCAGGUGUGUAAAAAUGAUGGCAGCUCUGUGUGCCAGGACGAUGAGAGUACACCAGGCCAAUGUGCAAGUUUCGCUAAGUACUGUGACACCAUACCCGGUAUCCGUGUUAAGUGUGCAAAGACUUGUAACGCUGACCCUUCAGACUGUGAAGAAAGUCUGCGACCCUCUGUUCCAGAAGGUAAUGAAGACGUAAGACCACCACCAAUGGGUCUGUGCUCCCCACCCACAAUCGCUAACGGACGUAUCCUGAACGGAGGAGGAAGAGGAAUGUUAAACCCCGGAGAUGUGCUCAGAGUCUCAUGUAACCGUGGUUACACCCUCAUAGGGGAGCCCAGCAAGUGCGAGAUUCAGAACGUCUUCGCACCCGACACAAGAAGGAUCCAAGAGUGCAUCAGACUGGGAGAUGAAAGUUUCGAGGGUAACGGAGCAGAGUACACCGGCCGACAGAACCAGGUGGUGAGUAACAGGGUAUGUGACAACUGGCUGAAGUUAGCUCACACUGGUCUGUUCAGGGGCCUAGAUCGGGGUCUUACCCUCGCUAAGGGUGGCAACCACAACUUCUGCAGAAACGUCGGAGGAGAGGACUUCAGUCCCUUCUGUUACACCAACGACGGGCAGCUGAAGGAGUACUGCUUCGAGCUGCCUAAAUGCGGUGGAAGAGACAGUGAUAAGUGUAGCAGGGUUCGCACUGACGUGUACGACAACUGCGCGGAGUAUGACGAGUGGUCGUGCGAGCUGGAGGACGAGCGCUCUGUGGCACGGACCGAGUGGUACUGGACCAACUGCGCUGCUAUGUGCUGCGAGUACGCUGCAUGCCAGUAGAUGCGGAGAUUAAGAACUAGGAAGAGGGCUGGACAUUUCCAUGACAAUCUAAUGAGUUAAAUUAUUGGAAAUAUGAGUGACCCUAAAAUUCUAACAUUAUGAUCUGUUAAUAUACUUUUAUGCCUGAAGAAAUGAGAAUUGAAAAUAUUGUAAUUUCGCUUGAAUUUCAAGUUGUAGGAGAUUGAUUAUAACUCUUAUUUAGUAUUAGUAAAUAGUAACUUAUUUUCCUGUCAGUUUCAGUCUGAUGUCAAUAUCAUGAAUUAUCUCUACAAAUUAUUCCUAGUUUUGAAAUAAUCUUAAAAUAAUUGUGACUUAA